AAUCACGUCAGUCUCAAGCACGUCUUCUCAACCUUCCAAUAUGAUUAUGUACAUACAUAACUAGUCUUCUGCCGCCCUCCAUCGUCUCCAGACCGAUUACCCAAACAUGCCUUACCUCUCAACCGUAAAUGAUUUAGUCGCUGGCAGCGUCGGCGGCGCCGCUCAAGUCCUUGUAGGCCAACCACUUGAUACUGUCAAGACACGCGCACAAAUCGCUCCGAAGGGAAUGUUUAAAGGACCUAUGGAUGUUCUUGCACAAACUGUUCGAAAAGAGGGUUUCUUUGCGCUAUACAAAGGGAUGGCCAGCCCCCUUCUUGGAAUCGCUGGGGUCAACUCCUUGCUAUUUGCCUCAUACGUGUACUCUAAACGUAUCGUUUCACCAUUCCCACAGCUCUCCUUGAAGGAGAUCGCCAUGGCAGGAGCAAUGGCUGGAGCUGCAAAUGCUAUUCUUGCCAGUCCAGUCGAGAUGUUUAAAGUUCGCAUGCAAGGCCAAUACGGCGCUGCCACCGACAAGAAACUCAGAGAUGUCGCAAAGGAGAUGUGGAGAGACUGGGGCUUUCGGAAAGGUGUCAUGAGAGGCUACUGGGUUACAGUUGCGAGAGAGAUACCAGCAUAUGCAGGAUUUUACACAGCGUUUGAAUUUUCGAAGCGACAGUUUCAGAGGCAAUAUGGGGAUAAAGUCCCCGUUUGGGCCCUUCUUGCUAGUGGUUCAACUGGCGGACUCGCAUACUGGCUAUCUUGCUACCCAUUAGAUGUGAUAAAGUCUCGCAUCCAGUUGCGCCAGACACCGCCGACUGGCAAGCCCUGGAAAUAUAUGACCAAUGAAAUCAGGAUGGUUAUAGCCGAAUCAGGAAUAACGGGGCUUUUCCGCGGUCUGUCGCCAUCGCUGCUAAGAACCAUACCCGCUGGAGCGAGCACAUUUGCGGCGUUCGAGUUGACUCGAGAAUUUCUCACGGAGUCCACAGGAGCUUAAGGUCAAGAUACAUUUGAAACACACGUACAAUAUGCGAGUGAAAUGCUACUAAUACAAUGAUCCCUCGGAAACAUGAAUAUCUGGCGUGCGACUCAAGAUGCCUCAUUGGAU
Messenger RNA from Suillus bovinus, 1084 nucleotides. Its product is annotated as mitochondrial carrier. Gene Ontology annotation, molecular function: L-ornithine transmembrane transporter activity. Gene Ontology annotation, biological process: mitochondrial L-ornithine transmembrane transport. The record is from RefSeq and is a predicted model, not a curated record. NCBI's taxonomy places the organism in Eukaryota, Fungi, Basidiomycota, Agaricomycetes, Boletales, Suillaceae. Bases 107 to 973 code for a protein of 288 amino acids. The transcript has 14 exons.